This is a messenger RNA of Knipowitschia caucasica, 1080 nucleotides long. The record is from the annotation of a GenBank genome assembly. Lineage: Eukaryota; Metazoa; Chordata; Actinopteri; Gobiiformes; Gobiidae.
AUGGUUACUCAGAUAAUCAGCACCAUGGAAACCCAGGUAUCCAAUGGCCCAAGUGGAACAAGUCUGCCAAAUGGUCCAGUCAUUAGCACCAAUGGCUCGACGGAUGACAGCAAAACCAACCUGAUCGUCAACUAUCUGCCUCAGAACAUGACCCAGGAAGAGUUCAAGAGUUUGUUCGGUAGCAUUGGGGAGAUUGAGUCCUGCAAGUUAGUCAGAGACAAAAUUACAGGCCAGAGUUUGGGAUACGGAUUUGUAAAUUAUGUUGAUCCAAAUGAUGCCGACAAAGCUAUCAACACACUCAACGGUCUGAAACUGCAAACAAAAACAAUCAAGGUAUCAUACGCCCGCCCCAGUUCAGCAUCUAUCCGUGAUGCCAACUUAUAUGUGAGUGGACUACCCAAAACAAUGAGCCAGAAAGACAUGGAGCAACUCUUCUCACAGUAUGGUCGUAUUAUCACAUCUCGUAUCUUAGUGGAUCAAGUCACAGGCAUAUCUCGAGGGGUGGGAUUCAUCCGGUUUGACAAACGGAACGAAGCUGAGGAGGCCAUCAAAGGUCUGAACGGACAAAAACCAUUGGGAGCUGCAGAGCCCAUCACUGUCAAAUUCGCCAACAAUCCCAGCCAGAAGACAGGUCAAGCCUUACUGACUCAACUGUAUCAGACAGCUGCCAGACGCUACACGGGGCCUCUGCAUCACCAAACUCAGCGGUUCAGACUCGACAAUUUACUAAACGCCAGCUACGGAGUCAAGAGAUUUUCGCCCAUCACCAUUGACAGCAUGACCAGCUUGGCAGGAGUCAACCUGACGGGACCCACCGGGGCAGGAUGGUGCAUUUUUGUCUACAACCUGUCCCCCGAGGCCGACGAAAGCGUCCUGUGGCAGCUCUUUGGACCUUUCGGUGCUGUGACCAAUGUCAAGGUCAUUCGCGACUUCACCACCAACAAAUGUAAGGGCUUCGGCUUCGUUACCAUGACCAACUACGACGAAGCUGCCAUGGCCAUCGCCAGCCUUAACGGGUACCGCCUGGGGGACCGGGUGCUGCAGGUGUCAUUCAAGACCAGCAAGCAGCAUAAGGCCUGA